GCGUCGACGGAACAGGUUGUGUCAAAGCCGAUGCUCUCUCGCAUUGAGCAAACUUACUGUUAUCUGUUACGCGAUAAACCGCAACUAAAACCACUGUUAGAGAAGAUAGAUUGUUUUGUUAUGCGUGAGCUUAAAUUGGUCUAGUUUUCGUGAAAUACACUGUAAAUGUUUGGAUAACGACUAAAACGAUUCAAUUGGGUUUAAUUGAUGAAAUAUAUACUUAAUCAUUGCAAUGAAAUUCCUUCCAUAGUUCUAACGAGUGUUGAAGUUAGUGUCGAUAUUUGAUGUAUGUUUAGUGAGGAUGAAAUUUCACGAAGUCAAUCAUUGAAGUGUUUGCUUCGGGGAAUCGAAGAAAUAAUUGAAAUACUUUGCCGAUCGAAGUAUAUUCGAAAGUUGGAUUAUUAGAUUGUCGGUGGCAGCUCUGUUAUAGGAAACACAUUUUCAACAAUCGACCAAAUACAUUGGGUCACAUCCUAUCGUCCUCGUCCUCGUCCUCGCAGUACAGAGAAACCACCUCACACCCGAACAAGGUGUUGAUGAUGACAGAGGAGUCGUUCGUGUACGGAGUGGAGCUCAAAUCGCCUCCUCCGACAACCAUUACGAACCGCUUGACCCAGUACGACCGUUUACUGAAGAGCGAAGUCAUGUCCGGUCAGUUUGCUAAUCAGUUUCCUGCCAGCCCGUAUCACCAGUGGACCAAAUCGGAUCAAACAUCACCGCUGUUCGUUAACUACGCAACAUCUCCGGAUCUGGUUGAGACAAACAUUACCAGUUCCAUCGGUGAAAUUCUCCGCCAGAACAUCAUCAACGAAUGGCAUCUGCGGGGUGGGUCGACCGUCAGUGCCGGUAACGGAACCGAGCAUGACGCUGCUGUGGAUGUUGUGACCACGGCCAGUGGAGCAGCAGCAGCGUCGGCCGGUCCCGCCGGGGCCAAUCGGGCCAGCGGUGAUUCAACGAUACAGAAUAAUUUGAUUAUACCGCUGUACGUGGUCAUCUUUCUGCUCUCCGUUAUCGGUAAUCUACUGGUGAUUUUCACUUUGGCUCAGAAUAAAAGAAUGCGAACCGUCACCAAUGUGUACCUGCUGAAUUUGGCUAUCUCGGAUCUGCUUUUGGGUGUGUUUUGCAUGCCGUUCACUCUCGUCGGUCAAGUGUUGCGAAAGUUCAUUUUCGGCGGCAUCAUGUGUAAGCUGAUACCCUACUUUCAAGCCGUCUCCGUCUCGGUGGCCGUAUGGACCCUGGUAGCCAUCUCCCUGGAGCGCUACUUUGCUAUCUGCCGGCCGCUCUCAUCCCGACGCUGGCAAACCCAAUUCCACGCGUACAAAAUGAUUACCAUGGUUUGGUUGCUAAGCUUCCUGGUAAACGCGCCACUUUGCUACGUUCAACGACUCCAGCCGGUUCAUCGGUCAAAUUCCAUGCACAUCGGCGUGGGCGGGGGCGGUAGCAGCAGCAGCAGCAGCACUGCCAUGAAAUGCCGAGAAAUGUGGCCGGAUCGAUUCUACGAGAAAUCGUACGUACUGUUUCUGGAUGCUGGUUUGCUGAUUUGUCCACUGCUAUCGAUGGGAUUCGCCUACUGCAUGAUUGUCUCGAAACUGUGGCGCGGACUGCAGCGUGAGAUUUCCCACACGGCCUACCAAAAACACAAAGUACAGAUAAACAACUGCCCAACCGAAUGUUCAUCUUCGGGCGACAUCGCAGUUGAUGCCGUCGGAAAACCACUUGUUCGAUCUGAAACUGUUUGCUUCCUUCUGGUUUCAUCUAAACUGUCGGCCUCCGGGGGAACAUCUAACGUUACCAAGCGUGCCACACCCGUCGCCUCCACCCGAUUCGGCACCAGCCCAAGAACAAGGAACCUUCUGAGCGAAGGGAACACACCAGCUAUAAUUACGUCGGCCCCCAGCACUAACAAUGCCAUCAUCACCAGCAGUAAUUGCUACUAUCCUGUUCGCCAAGGAUGUGGCAUAUUUCGGCACACACCAGCCGGGGCCAACAGCAAAGCAGCAACCAGCAAACGACUCACAACGAGAUUACGAAUGCUGAACAAUUUUUUUAAGUUCCGCGCGAAGCCGGUGAAUACGCAGAAAUCGUGUAACGCACCAACCGCGAAAAAGAAUGGUUUAUUCUCAUGUUCGAGCCGUCUACAAAUGAAAGCUACUAGUCCUGCCUGUGGGAAACCGUACAGCAAAGCGAACAUUUACAGUUUUACUUCCGAGACCACUCUCAGCGACCGUGUACCGACAGCAAACACGUCCUCGGCCGGCCUAACCUCAUCCGGUGGAUUGCGCCCAACGCCGACGAUAACCGCCGAUAAUGGACCCACAACCACCGGGGAUCCGCCAUCAAUUAAACAGUCAUCUACCGAGCGUACCGGACAAGUGUCUUACGUGACAGCGACAUCCUUUUCACGUCACGCCAUCCGGUCCACGUACAUGGAUAAGAGCAUCGAAACGAAGAAAAAGGUGAUCCGAAUGCUGUUCGUUAUCAUCGUCGAGUUCUUCGUCUGCUGGGCUCCGCUACAUAUCCUGAACACGGUUUACUUGUACUCACCGGCUUUCGUAUAUAAAUACGUCAGUAGUAACGGAAUAGCCCUGGUUCAACUGUUGGCGUAUAUCAGCUCCUGUUGUAAUCCAAUUACCUACUGUUUCAUGAACCGGUGGUUUCGACAAGCAUUCCUGAAUAUAUUUGGCUGUUAUCAACAUCGCAACAGUACGCUCGAAUACCUCUCGUGUACGGAUGUGACGCAGGCAUGGGGUAAUUCUAGAACUACGAAACGGCAUAACGAGACGAAAAACUUGCCAACGAAUAGCACCGCGUCAAUCAAACGAAAUCUUCAGGCUAGACAGCUUGCAGAGCUAGACAGCAAAUACUAUCAACGUACUUCAAACGAAUCUCGUCCGGCGCAAUCUUAUCGUUAAAAUAUCUUCUAGAUCGACAUUGAUGAAAUCAGUGGCCAGGUGUCUUCGCAAUACUGUUCAUGAUAAUAAAGUGAUAGAAGA
Malaya genurostris is the source of this 2993-nucleotide messenger RNA. Its product is annotated as 5-hydroxytryptamine receptor 2A-like. Gene Ontology annotation, cellular component: membrane. NCBI's taxonomy places the organism in Eukaryota, Metazoa, Arthropoda, Insecta, Diptera, Culicidae. The transcript has 9 exons. The coding region runs from base 537 to 2912 and encodes 791 amino acids. The record is from RefSeq and is a predicted model, not a curated record. Gene Ontology annotation, molecular function: neuropeptide receptor activity. Gene Ontology annotation, biological process: neuropeptide signaling pathway.